CGGAGGAAGAGAAAGGCAACAAAAGUACCUCGCGUUGGUGCUGCCGGUUUUGACUCCUACUACUCCCACAAGGCCACCAACCCCAAGGCCCCAACUUCCUCUCCUCUCCUCUCCUCUCCGGCGGCGGCGGCGGCGGCCAAGAAACAUAAGGCGAGGUUAACGAGGAGGAAAAGGAGGGGUCCAUUCCCAAUCUGCAAGAUUGAUUCUUUACCAAUUGUAUCGUCAUUCCUUCGCGUUCGUUGGGCGUGGGGGGUUUCAACCUAGAAAUCAGUCCUUUUCCGCGCUAGUGGAGAGUGUAUUUGGACGGCAGCCGCUGAAGAAUAGCGCCUUUUUUCAGCCCCAAGAUGCCUGCUUCCGCUUCUUUUCCACGCCACACCUUUUGAAUCCAUUCCCGUCAGCUCCCUUUUUCGCCGCACUAGGUGUUUCUCAGCCUGCUUGGAGGUGGAGGUGAGGGGCCGCCGCAAUAUCGCCGUCCAGUUGAUUCAAGAAACCAGGCCGGGCCGAUGAGCAGGAAGAGCGGCGGCUCGCGGUUGCAAUGCGCGGAUACGAAGGAUUGGGGCUGCUGCUUCCUAGCCCUCCCGCCUGUAGCACCUGCCGGUGUGGAUGGCGAUGGCGGGUUCAACCUCUCAUGGACCCUCCACCAGUCCUUCCACCCGCCGGCCGGCCUGUUCGCCAGCGUGGGCCAGCAGGUGGGGGUUGGAUUCCCCGGGGCCUCCUCUAGCGCCCCGUCUCCGGAGACUCCAAGGGACCAGUAUAUGAAGUACGUCUCACCGGAGGUUGUCGAGACACCUCUGCCGGGGGAAGGUGUGGGGUUGAGGGAUAAAGGGAAGAAGAAAGUCGUGAAGCUUAAUAUUAAGGUUGGGAAUCACCACCUCAAGAGGCUGAUCAGUGGGGCGAUUGCGGGUGCGGUGUCGAGGACUGCCGUCGCACCUUUGGAGACGAUUAGGACGCAUUUGAUGGUUGGGAGCAAUGGGAAUUCGACAACGGAGGUAUUCCAAUCUAUCAUGAAGCAUGAAGGGUGGACUGGAUUAUUCCGUGGUAACUUUGUUAAUGUCAUCCGGGUAGCCCCAAGCAAGGCAAUCGAGCUUUUUGCCUUUGAUACUGCUAAUAAGUUCUUGACCCCCAAAUCUGGGGAGGAACAGAAGAUCCCAGUCCCUCCUUCAUUAGUGGCAGGGGCAUUUGCUGGUGUCAGCUCAACACUGUGUACAUACCCUCUGGAAUUGAUUAAGACACGAUUAACUAUACAGAGAGGUGUGUAUGACAACUUCCUUGAUGCGUUCGUCAAAAUCGUCCGUGAUGAAGGGCCGACUGAGCUCUACAGAGGCUUAACUCCAAGUCUCAUUGGGGUAGUGCCAUAUGCUGCAACCAACUACUUUGCCUACGACACCCUUAAGAAGGUUUACAAGAAGAUGUUUAAGACGAACGAAAUCGGAAAUGUUCCAACCCUGCUCAUCGGCUCCGCAGCAGGAGCUAUAUCGAGCACCGCUACAUUCCCUCUCGAGGUCGCUCGCAAGCACAUGCAAGUUGGAGCCGUUGGUGGUAGGAAGGUUUACAAGAACAUGCUUCACGCUCUCUUGAGCAUUCUUGAGGAUGAAGGUGUUGGGGGACUUUACAGAGGACUGGGGCCGAGCUGCAUGAAGUUGGUGCCUGCUGCUGGGAUUUCUUUUAUGUGCUAUGAGGCUUGCAAGAAGAUACUGAUCGAAGAAGAGGAUGAGUGAAGUGCAGAUGCACGACCUCAUUAGAGCUCAGUUUUGCGACAUUCUGACAGCGGUCGUCUUUUGUUAUUUCUUUGAGUCGACUGGUGCUGGAACUGGUUGAAAGUCACGACUGAGGUGCUGCUUGCAGCAGCAAAAAUUCUUGAUCCGUUUUGUUCAGUUUGAUCAGAUAAGUUUACCUCUGUGUUCCCAGAUUUUCAUAUACUUGAUGAGUAGAAAGCAUGGCUUUCUAAAACAAAUUGGAAUGCCGUUGGCAAUCAUAAUCCACAAGUGGAUGGAAUUUCACU
Molecule: messenger RNA, 2002 nt
Organism: Panicum hallii
Lineage: Eukaryota; Viridiplantae; Streptophyta; Magnoliopsida; Poales; Poaceae
Product: adenine nucleotide transporter BT1, chloroplastic/mitochondrial-like
Exons: 4
Coding region: 504-1718 (404 amino acids)
Biological process (GO): transmembrane transport
Source: RefSeq, a predicted model, not a curated record